UAUUUCUUAUGAUAUGUUCAUAGAACCUACAUUCUUUUUUAUGAUAUCGAAUUUAAAAUUAUAUCUUGCAAUUGGAAUUUUAUAAAUAAAAUGAUUCCUCGGGUAUUCGUUGAUUCCAUUCUUCUCAUCUAUGGAGCAAUCUUACCCCUUCAUGGAUCUCUCAAAGCACUUAAAUCUGAAAAUCAAAUGGACAUUUCAAAAUGGCUACUACACUGGAUAUUAUUUGCAAUGUUUCUCGUCUGCCUUAGUCUGACAGAUAUUGUUUUUCGAUUUUGGUUCCCACUUUACAAUGACAUUGUUCUCAUCAUUUUCUUCUGGCUUACAUCAUCAAAGCUAUCUGGUGUGGAAUGUUUAUAUCAAUGGUACUUGAGGCCAAUCUUCAACGAGUAUGAGGAAACAAUUGACGAAAUUAUAGAAACUCUCCCUUCAAGAAUUCUAAAUACCACUGUUACGCUAUCUUCCAUUACAAUGGAUUUUGCUGUCGAAUUUGCCGCUGAAAAUAUUAAAAACAGCAAUUCUCCAACCUUAGUAUGUCUUCAGAACUUGCUAAAUUUUAAAAACGAAUAUUGCUUUAGAGCAAAGAAGCAAGCAGAAAGUCAGCUAAAGAUUAAUCAUGAAGAAGACCGUUGCUUAGGAGCAAGGAAGCAAGUGGAAAGUCAGCCAAAUAUUAAUCCUGAAGAAGAUCGUUGCUUAAGAGGAACGAAACAAGUGGAGAGUCAGCCAAAUAUCAAUCAAGAAGAAUGUCGUUGCUUAAGGGGAACGGAACAAGUGGAAAGUCAGCCAAAUAUUAAUCCUGAAGAAGAUUGUUGCACAGGAGCAAAAAAACAAGUAGAUAGUAAGCCGAAUAUUGAUCCUGAAGAAUAUUGCUUAGAAACAAGGAUAAAAUUGGAAAGGAAAAAUUUAUAGAGUUUUUAUGCACGGUUAAGACGAGAAUAUCGAAAAGGAAAAUGGCAAAACUUUAGAAAAAAAUUCUUAAAUGAUUAAAUAUUUGCCAAAAACGAACAAUAUUUUUAAUAAUCUGAAAUUUCGCCAAAAAUCUGUGCAAUUAAAAAAAACAUAAAAUUUAUUAAUAACAUAAAGGAAAUUGUGGCAAAAGUGUUCCACAUAGCCAUCAAAAAUUACUAUCUCCGAAAUUAUGUUUAAAUUGAAUUAAAAUUGCUUGCCCAUUACAGAAAACUAGAUGGAUUCUCCAUGAGUUUUGUUUUAUCAUGUUUUGAUUGAACCAUGCCAAAAUCUAUCAGUAGAUGUGUUAAAUUUUGAACUUGUUAAAAUUCAAUUUGUAAAAUUUUACUA
Parasteatoda tepidariorum (common house spider) is the source of this 1293-nucleotide messenger RNA. The record is from RefSeq and is a predicted model, not a curated record. Lineage: Eukaryota; Metazoa; Arthropoda; Arachnida; Araneae; Theridiidae.